GGGCCUAAGUCAUGGGAGCGGCAGCUUUUCCUAGACGAUAGGUCCACAAAUUGCUAUAUCGACCACAUCGUAUUUUGUAAAUGCAAAGACGACAAGAGACACGAGUUCUUGUUGAUUUACGUUCGCCACCCGGAUCCAAACAUCACGGCCAAGGCACUUGUGGUCGUCGACCGUUCACCCUCCUCUCCCUCACCCAACUCGUCUGUUCAUACCCCUCCAGGCUCUGCCAUUGUGUCACCGUCAGUCUCCGAUACUCCUGCCGAUGACCGUAUUGUCAUCACCAGGGAAGACAAUAAAACGGAAGUGACUAAACCGUAUAAAUCAUACAGGGUGCUCUGUACCCUUACAUUCUCCGAGUCUUGUCCCUCCAAUAUCACCGCAAAUUAUUUACCACCUUCUGUUCGGCAGCUAUGCAUCCUUUUGAAAGUCAUCAACAAGCAUGCACCACUCUACAAUCUUUAUGAGCACCAGUGCUACUGGUUUGCGAAUACCGUGUUCGACACGUUGAAGAAACUAUGUCCAAAUGCACAGGAGAAGUGUAGUUCACACGGCACACGCGCCGACUAUCUUGGAUUAAAAUUCGACCAUCGUAACAGCAUAGAGGCGGUAUCUGAAGAAUAUGACAGAGCAUGGGGCGAGGCGUGUGAAAGGGUGAGGCAGGAAGAGAUCAAACGAGAAGAAAGUCGACGUGCACUUGUUGAAGCUGGGAUGAAGAUAGGUGAAGACCGCAGUCGUGCGGAACGAGAGCAACUCAAGGCUGUUAUAGAACAACAGAAGGCUGACAGUGCUGAAAGUGCACGACGCGAGGCCGAAAGACUGGUUGAAAUGGACCAACUCAAAGCCAGAAUACGUGAAUACGAAAACCGUCAGCCUGACAAAGCGGCUACAGCUUCCUGAAGAAGGGAUGGCAAAUUUGUUCUUGUAGUCUUUCGCAUUAUUUAUUUUCACGGAGCAGGCAGAGCCGAGUCUAUUACUUGUCAUCGUCAACAUGUCUAUGUAUAUUCCAGUACACUGUUUCAGCUGUAAGUACCGUGCCAGGCGUCUAGUGUAGUUAGAUCAUCGUAACGGUUCCAAAGCGGGUAGUUUUGUGCGAUAGUGCCACUUCACUUAGACUUCCAUGCUGCUAUGUUAUAACGAUCCCCAGAUAGUUGCCAAAUGUCUAUAGAGGAUGUCGCUGCGAAUAAUGAC
This is a messenger RNA of Serpula lacrymans var. lacrymans S7.9, 1188 nucleotides long. RefSeq lists its product as uncharacterized. Lineage: Eukaryota; Fungi; Basidiomycota; Agaricomycetes; Boletales; Serpulaceae. The transcript is spliced from 3 exons. The coding region runs from base 709 to 897 and encodes 62 amino acids. The record is from RefSeq and is a predicted model, not a curated record.